Molecule: messenger RNA, 398 nt
Organism: Notothenia coriiceps (black rockcod)
Lineage: Eukaryota; Metazoa; Chordata; Actinopteri; Perciformes; Nototheniidae
Product: desmin-like
Exons: 4
Coding region: 1-387 (128 amino acids)
Biological process (GO): intermediate filament organization; skeletal muscle organ development
Cellular component (GO): Z disc; sarcolemma; intermediate filament
Molecular function (GO): structural constituent of cytoskeleton
Source: RefSeq, a predicted model, not a curated record
AUGAGUACACCGUCGUCUAUAUUUAAAGUACGUUUCCAAUCUGAUUCCUCCAGACUCCAGGAGGAGAUGAUCCAAAGAGAGGAGGCAGAAAACAACCUGGCAGCUUUCAGGGCGGAUGUGGACGCUGCCACUCUGGCUCGUCUGGAUCUGGAGAGACGCAUCGAGACGCUGCAGGAAGAGAUCGCCUUCCUGAAGAGGAUCCAUGAAGAGGAGAUCAGAGAGCUCCAGACGCAGAUGCAGGAGACUCAGGUUCAGGUCCAGAUGGACAUGUCCAAACCGGACCUGACGGCGGCGCUGAGGGACAUCAGAGCUCAGUACGAGGGCAUCGCCGCCAAGAACAUCUCCGAGGCCGAGGACUGGUACAAGUCAAAGGUGAGAGACUGGUAACACGGACUGUG